AUGCCCACCCCAAAAAAGCCCCCCACCACCAGCAUCCGCAACUGGCCCCGGCGCGAACGGCAAUCCCUCCUCAAAGGCCCCAAAGCCACAGUCGAGCUCGACGCCGGCUCCGAAAGCAAGCCGCGCCUCGUCCUCACCGUCCCGCGGGCCGCCCUCACCGCCUUCUCGACCGUCGCCGCCUCGCUCCUCGCGGACGCGCAAUACACCAACGUGCUCCUGCCGCCGGGCAUGGCCGCGCCGGCGGCGCUGCGCUACCUCAUCGAGUGGAUCCCGCGCGCGUGCGACAGCGCCGACUUCAUGCCGAUCAAGCGCAAGGAAGGCUUCGAGCACAACGUGCGCAUCUACCAGGCCGCGCUGUCGCUCGGCGUCACCGAGGCGCUCGUCACCGUCGGCGGCUGGCUCAACCUGGCCGUGUCGGCCUUCGAGCGCCAGCCGUGGCCCUGCGCCCGCGUGCUCGACCUCCUCACCACCCUGCCCAAGGACUGCGCCCUCGUCGGCCGCCUGAUCGAAAAGGUCGCCCUCGCCCGCCGCAGGCACGUCGUCGACGCCGCGUUCGAAGCACAGCUCGCCGCCUUUUUGGCUGCGUGCCCCGAGCUCGCGGAGCGGUUUCGCGUCGAGGACGACCCGGAGCUACGCGGUGGGAAGCUGAGGAGGAGGAGUGGGAGCGAGGCGUCUGCGUCGUCCAAUGCCGGGUCGGACGGCCGGGACGGUCAGCGGAACGGAUCGAACGACGGGAGUGGAAACGGUGGCGGCGGCUCUGCGCGCAGGCGCCCGAGGGGUGGACGGAAGGGCAGGGGCGGCAGCCCGAAGACGAAGACUGGCUCGGGCGACUAUGGCAACAACUAUCGCGUCUUGGAUGAUGCGGACGUCGACUUCCUCAUGGGUCGUGGUCGUUGA
Messenger RNA from Diplodia corticola, 897 nucleotides. RefSeq lists its product as uncharacterized. The transcript has a single exon. The coding region runs from base 1 to 897 and encodes 298 amino acids. NCBI's taxonomy places the organism in Eukaryota, Fungi, Ascomycota, Dothideomycetes, Botryosphaeriales, Botryosphaeriaceae. The record is from RefSeq and is a predicted model, not a curated record.